This is a messenger RNA of Phalacrocorax carbo (great cormorant), 2376 nucleotides long. The record is from RefSeq and is a predicted model, not a curated record. NCBI's taxonomy places the organism in Eukaryota, Metazoa, Chordata, Aves, Suliformes, Phalacrocoracidae.
UUUCUGGGUUCCAAAAUAAAACAAUUAGAUUUGUCAGUAUUCUUAUGAUGAGACCAGCAGCUCUAUUCCACAAUCAUCAUUAAAAACCAGCAUUACUGUGCAGAGCUGUAAGAAAAAGGGAGGAUUAUUUUUUCUUUUUUUGCCUUCAAGGGCGAAUUAGGUCCGCACCCCGCGGAAACGGACGCCGGAUCCGACGUGCUUGCUAUGCUCUGCAGAAUUAGGAUUAAAGUCUGCGUGGCACCAUCUUUUGGGAGAUGCCUACAAAAUGAGCUCUGGACAAGGUCAUGGAAAAAGGAAGAUGCUCGCACACCCUGGAUUUUUGGUGCAUGGGAGUGUUUGCAGUCACAAAAAUGGCGAGUUAAUGGUGCUAAUCAUUUUUUUGGGAGAGAGCGAGUGUCAUCUGUGUGUCUGUGCCAUUUGGCCCCUGCUGCUGUGGUCCGACAACAGGCUGUGGCUGAGAAAACAGAAGAGUUCAAACUGGUCUACAGGUUUCCGGGGAUUAAGUACUGCAGGAUGCUGUCUAGGCUGAAGCUGUUGCAGACUGCGACCACCAUGAUCAUGCUGCCACCCAUCAGCUACCUCUAUCUGCAAGACCAGGUUUCUCAGAAUAUCCUCUUGUAUACAACUGGCAUUGCACUCUUUGCUGGUGCAAUGUUGUAUGGUAUGAGCUACUUUUUCAGACGAAUUAUUGGAUUAAUCUACUUAAAUGAAACUGGCCGUACUGUCAGAGUGGCCCACUUGACGUUCUGGGGAAGACGGAAUGACAUUUAUUGUCCCAUAGAGACAGUGAUGACUUUGGAUGAAGUUGGAGAUAACAAGGGGGAGCUACUUCUCCAGUUCAAACGGUAUAAUAGUACAGAGAUUUUAUAUUUUACAAUUAAGUUUGGCCAGAUUGUAGACAGACAGAAGUUUACUCAAAUAUUUGGACAACUUGAGUGAUACAGCAGCUAUUUCAGUGAUUUUUCCAGUGAUUUUCCUUGUUGCAUGUUCAUUGUGCUUAUUCUGUGGAGUUUAGUUUACCAAACUGACGUACUUCAGUCAUUUUCCUAUGUGAAGCCUGCUGGUAAGUGCACUCAGUUAGAAAGUAGGAAUGGUAAGGAACAAUCCACUGGAUUAAUGUCUGCAGCUCGUUUAAGGAGUGAGAAGCAUCUCUUCCAUGUUGGGUACAGCAGUGUGUGUGGUGUGCUGUCACCAGCACCUCUAAGUCUGAACUGUCCUGCUUGGAACAUGCAGCUGGAGGCUGAACUGCUGCUGCUGACCCUGACUGUUCCUGCUGGCCUCUUAGAUUGUUUUUAAAUGGGAAAAACUCUUGGAAAUGAAACACAGUAACUCUGCCAGAGCAUCCUCACUUAAUAAUUCAUUGUUUCUCUUAGUGAAUUUUAGGUUGACUGGGAAGCCUCUUGAAAUUAAAACUUGUCUCAUACAUACAUAUGAUAAAUAGUGCUGGAUAUCAGAGAGAUACACGCUCAGGCAUUAAUGAAGCGGAGGUAACUGGGAGGAGCGGCACAGAAUGCUGUGUAAGGUGCAUGGGGUCUCUUGGCAAGGUCUUCCAGGAUGUGAAUGUAACUGGGCAGAACAAAGGCGCAUGUCGCAAGCCGUGUUGACAGUUCAGCUGUGAGGGUGACCUACAGAUGGGGACAGCAUCUCAGGAGCCUCUCACAGACAUUGCUUUCCCAUUGUAAUAAAGGAAAACAUACCUAAACGAUGAUGCUGUGUAUUACGGGACAGUCUCUGAUCCUUUGCUCAGUUUGGAUCCUAAUGAUCACCUGAAAAUCUGGAAGUACUUGUCCUUCUUUGUAUAUAUUCAUGUUUGUGUGUGUUUUGUAUGCGUGAAUGACAUUUAAUCAAUGCUGUAACACUUGAGAGGCAAAAACUUCAGUAAACAUUGCCAAAAUUAUCUUGGGCUAUGUGAAUUCAGCAGCAUUGUGUGACCAUGGUGCAUGGGAAAUGAGUCAUCUGUAUCCCUUGCUGUGUUUGCCCGUUUGGGUGUAUUUUACCAUCAAAAGCUCUCUUGCCAAAUACCCUUUUCAGUCCCUACUACCCCAAUCUGGGUUUACCUAAAAUGAAAAGAAAAAAGGUAUGGCACCUAAAAAAUGUGUAUUUUGUGUGGUGUUGAACUUGCAGAGCUGUCACCUCAGCACCUGUGUCUGUGAAGGACAGUGGUCUUGUUCUGUGGUGGUAGUAUGAUUCCUCCUGUUCCAAACCCAAAACCUCAACAGGAAGGAGGAGCAGGAUUUAAACCUGAGACAGAAUCAAACCUCAUCACAUGUAACAUGUAACUUUUUUUGAGUCGUCAGAAGCAAGUUAAUUCCUUACAUGGCUCUUCUGGCUGUUAUUUUAUGUGAAACAAUGACAAAUAAACCGACCCUGACCAAC